UUCAGCAGAUCAGAGAGUCCUUUGACUCGCAGCGACAGCCGAUUGAAUAGUCAGCUGAGUUGAACUGCAGAUUUGUUUGACGCUGAUUGGCAAAGUGAAACGAAAAGACCCACCAAAGUAGGCGCUCCUUCUAUCCCAUUCUUUACUCUUUGUGGUGAUGGGAGCAGGGUUGCGAAGAUCCAAGUUGAAGCAACUUCACUGUUGGCCAAGGCUGCGGCUGAGGAAAUGUGUUGAUGUGUCGAUUUUGGCGGAAUCCAGAUGGUUUGGCCGCGAAGCAGUUGGAAAAGAAAGUGCUCAGCGUUGGUCCAACGGGUCAGCUGAGUCAGCUCGAAGUACAGGCAAUGUACUCCGGUCACGUGGUACACCUGCACUCAGGUGCUUCACUUGACGAGCUUCUGGUUGAGGCCAGCCGCUUCUUCGUCCUCAAAGCAAUUUGUUGCGACAUCGCCGCGGCCAAACUUCACGCAGCAGGUGGUGAUGGAGCCCGCCUACCUGGGAAGUUGAUCAACCAGCUGUGCAUGAACCUCACCGAUUAGGUCAUUCACCAUGAUCCACGGUCUGAUGAUGAGAACCAAGUAGAACGCGACUUGUUCACGUUCAAGAAGUAUGCAAAACUGCAAAACUGUUUGGAAAAUGGCCACCCGCGAGCCAGAGCUUUGCAAUGAUGGUGCUGGAGCCUGAAGGAAAUGAUCCAGAACCAGGAAGGCGUACAAAGGCGUACCAGUGUGCCAGCUUUGCAGGAAAGCAGCUGGCAGAUGAUCGUUGCCUCAGCGAUUUUGACAUGAAGAAGGGAGUCAAAUUACCCUGACUCUCAGGUUGAGCACCUGCUAGAGUAACAACUUGACAGUCCAAGAAGCCGGCAGCUUGACAAUCAAGCUGCAUUGCUGCAGCACAAUUGUCAGCUCGUGAGCAAA
This is a messenger RNA of Cladocopium goreaui, 914 nucleotides long. The record is from the annotation of a GenBank genome assembly. Lineage: Eukaryota; Dinophyceae; Suessiales; Symbiodiniaceae.